AUGCCAAAAUCACGCCAGACCAACGAUAACGCUUCGAGACCCGGUGCGCCUGAGGGGGUUAAUCGGUCGAAACGUGGUUUGACAUGUGCCAACUGCCGAGUGAGAAAGACAAGAUGCGAUGGCACGCAGCCGGGAUGCAAGACCUGCGAGGUCUAUGGCGUGGAGUGUCGCUAUGAAAAGGCCCCACCCAUGUCGCAGAUCCUUGCCAUGGCCAAGAGAUUACAAGAGACUGAGCAAACCAUCGCUGAGCUGCGUGUCGCGUUGCACGAGGCAAGAGAGGCGAACUUGACUCAGCAUGUAUUUCCAAUGGAGCGGCAUAUUCCCAAUACGCCCUCAGUUGAUACCAGUUUCGAUAGCUCUUCUCACGCCGAGGCGAGCUCGACGACACAGGUGACUCCUGGAUCUGACAUGGCGCCGGAACAGGUGUUGCUUUCGGAUCUCAGUCUCGAUGAAAAUGGAAAGCUUUGCUACUAUGGUCCUACAUCCGCCGUCCACGCGCCACCACCGGCCGAAUCAACAAACAUAAAUGACUCGCAUUCGUCCAUGUCUGACGCCCGGUCACUGCUCACUUCGGCUGCUCUCGAGUCGAGAACCUGGGAGGAAUUCGCCUUAGGAAAUGCGGCGAUUCAAACCGACAUCCCUCGGCAGAUGAUAUCGAAACUGCUCCAAAUCCAUUGGACGUGGAUUGCGCCGAUGUUCAACUGGGUCUAUCGCCCCGCGUUCAUGCGAGAUAUGGCUGUCAGCGGGCCAUGUUAUUCUCCCUUUCUAGUCGUUGUCAUGUGUGCUCACGCAGCACGUUUUGACGAUCAUCAAACAAGUGAACUCUUGAUCUCAAGAGCACGUCUUCUCCUGGGCACCGAAAUACAUAAUCCCAGCAGCAUUCCGACUGCUCAAGGCCUUCUUCAGCUCAGUGCCCGCGAGCUCGCUUGGGGUUCGAUAUCUCAAGCAUGGCUGUACAGCGGCAUGGCUUUUCGCAUGGUUAGCGACCUGGGACUCCACCACAGCACGACUAAGAUCGCUACGCUUGGACACCUAACUGCGGAGGACUUGGAGAUCCGCCGACGCCUUUUCUGGAGCUGCUACUUCUGGGAUAAGGCCAUAAGCCUAUUUCUUGGACUGGAUGAUUCGGCAGAGAACGACCUAUGGGCACCGUACUAUGGUGAUCAAAUCAGUCCCGAUAAGGCACCCCCAGCGGAAUAUCCGCCGAUGAAGUCCCAUUUGGUUUCAAGUUUCCAAAAUGUAUGCAAACUUGCUGUUAUCUUGAACGACAUCAUCCUUCAACUAUACUCCCGCCGCGGAAAUAUCAACAUGGAUGAAGCGUUGAACAGAAUCCAGGGGAGACUUGACCACUGGAGAGAACAGUCGCCUGUGCAUUUAAGAUAUGAUCCGGCCAACUUGCCCCAAGUUUGUCCUCCGCCUCACAUUAUCACGCAAAAUUUAUUAUAUUAUACUACCAUUAUCCUGCUACACCGACCGUUUUCUUACAUUCCGACGCAUCAUGCCGCUUGCCGCACAGCUUCAGAUAGUAUUGAGAAACUCUUGCUUCUCUUUGAGAGGAGCUUUGGAUUCACUAGGAUCACUUACCUCAUGUCUUACUGCAUCUACACCGCCGCGUCCGUCCUGAUGCAAGAUGUGAAGAAAGGAGACUUCGACGCUCACGUCAAAAUACAGACAUUCCUUCAGGCUCUAAGGCAGGGGACUAGAGCAUGUCCGGUGGUACAACGGAGCCUACAUAUCAUCACUAACAGCCUCAGAGCCGAUGCAACGAAUGUGCCCGAUGCUAAACUCGCGUGUGCACCCACCGGACAAACCCCGCUGGCUAGAAAAUAUCUCCCGGCUUUUCCGUACCCAGAUCUUGACGUGGGCUACAGCACUAACCUGAACCGCGGAAGUACGGAUCUUGACGGUUCCACCUUAUUGGAUUGCUUUCCUGAAACUCAAUAUGGCGUUAUGGACUCCGGGGGAGAAUGCUUCUUCCCCACAGCAUAA
Molecule: messenger RNA, 1989 nt
Organism: Aspergillus pseudonomiae
Lineage: Eukaryota; Fungi; Ascomycota; Eurotiomycetes; Eurotiales; Aspergillaceae
Product: Zn(II)2Cys6 transcription factor
Exons: 6
Coding region: 1-1989 (662 amino acids)
Biological process (GO): regulation of DNA-templated transcription; DNA-templated transcription
Molecular function (GO): zinc ion binding; DNA binding; DNA-binding transcription factor activity, RNA polymerase II-specific
Source: RefSeq, a predicted model, not a curated record